CAAACAUCCAAUUACCUGCCAAAUGAAAGAGGGUAAGAGUAACAUCGUCCAAACUCAUCUUCUUCACUGGAAUCAGUACAGUUUCAUGUCGCCACCAUUUACAAUACAAACCACCAUCGUCGAUUUAGGUUCCUUUCACAAGAUUAACAUCACCAAUCACCAUUGCAUUCACGCGACGAGUUCUUGUCCACCAUAAUGGGUAGCAACACCAUCGUUGAAAAAAUCAAUUUAUUCUCCUUGUGUCCUCAAUGACUUUUGUGGUUUGCAGUUUCCCCGGCAAAACAAAAUAACUGUGGGCUGUACGGAAAGAAUCGGCAUUUUCUAGCAAAAAUUUCUCGCCUCUGAUGGAACACCGCAAAACAAUAUGUGGUGCUUGGUGUUCUAAAUCAUUAUUCAAUUGAUUUGGGGUUCUAUGAGAGUAUUCAAUCAUCAUUCAAUUGUAUAAAAAACUCCCUAUUUGUUUCUCCAAAUAUCCAAUUACCUGCCAAAUGAGAGAGGGUUAGAGUAACAUCGUCCAAGCUCAUCUUCUUCACUGGAAUUAGUACAGUUUCAUGUCGCCACCAUUUACAAUACAAACCGCCAUCGUCGAUUUAGGUUCCUUUCGCAAGAUUAACAUCACCAAUCACCAUUGCAUUCACGCGACGAGUUCUUGUCCACCAGAACGGGUAGCAACACCAUCGUUGAAAAAAUCAAUUUGUUCUCCUUGUGUCCUCAAUGACUUUUGUGGUUUGUAGUUUUCCCGGCAAAACAAAAUAACUGUGGCCUGGGGAAAGAAUCAUCGUUGAAAAAAUCAAUUUGUUCUCCUUGUGUCCUCAAUGUCUUUUGUGGUUUGUAGUUUUCCCGGCAAAACAAAAUAACUGUGGGCUGUAGGGAAAGAAUCGACAUUUUCUAGCGAAAAUUUCUCGCCUCUGAUGGAACACCGCAAAAAAAUAUGUACAAAAUGAUACGAAAUAGUGGAGAUGCGGGGUAUCGAUCCCCGUACCUCUCGCAUGCUAAGCGAGCGCUCUACCAUCUGAGCUACAUCCCCUUCAAUCUGAGCUACAUCCUCUCAAAAUGAUACAAAAUAAAUCACCAUUUUCUAGCGAAAAUUUCUCGCCUCUUAUGAAACACCGCAAAACAAUAUGUACAAAAUGAUACAAAAUAGUGGAGAUGCGGGGUAUCGAUCCCCGUACCUCUCGCAUGCUAAGCGAGCGCUCUACCAUCUGAGCUACAUCCCCUUGAAUGGACAAUUAUUUUAGAUUCUCUAAUUAUUGUUUGAUUGGUUUUGGGCCAGCCGAUGGGAGAGGACCAGGUGCAGCAGUUCAUUGCCGAUGGGUCUGGUUGAGAAGAAGGCCCAGCAUGGGAGAGUAGAUUUUGGCGGCCUUGCUCUGGAAAUUGGAACUGGAAGAGAAAGGUAAAGGAUCGGGAAGUAGCCGCCGCCUCUCAGCCUGCCGGGCGGUCAGCAGCACUGCAGUAACACGUUCUUCGGAAGUUGAGCAGCCGGACUUGGGGGGCCUCUCUGACCUCCGUUGAUACCUCCACUGCCGUGUAUCCGGGGAAAGCAUCGCCAGUAGCGAUCGAGCUUGAUACGGAAAUCAAUUUCGCCGCUAAAGUAGCGCCGCAGCCAAGGUAUUUUGCCAACCUUACCGUUCUACGUUCCAGUUUCAAACUGGAAUUUCAUAUCGACCUCUGUAUUUUUAUUUGGUGACUCAAUCUCCCUUUAUCCCCCUUCAUUGUGAUACCUGGUUUCCUGGCCUCUGAUGUCAGUAGAUGUUGGGAGAAUCCUAAUUUCUGGGACGGAGUUAGCUUACCUCAUUUUUUUUGGUGGGUAAUUUAAAAGUGCUAGUCUUGAGUGGUUUACAUGAACAGAAAGAUAGUACACUCAAUAUGAUGUUCAUGGUUUCUUGGAGCUUGAAGUGACGUUGAAUCUUAUUUCUUCUCUCUAGUUCAUUCAAAGGGGGUUAAUAGAUGGAGAGAGUCCUGCUAGGCAUGGCUGGACCAUGGGCCGAUGAUAGUCGUGAAGCAGCUGAUCAUUACACAACCAAAAUUGGUGGACUUCCUGAUUGGCCUUUCCCCAGAGAGUCUCUACCGCCGGAUCUGCUCAAGUGUCUCAAAUGUGGAGGGCACCUAUGUCUGGUUGCACAGGUUUAUGCUCCAGUUUCUACCGGAUCCUUGAAGAUUGAAGAACGUUUUCUUUUGAUCUUUGGUUGUAUAAUGCCUGGAUGCGGCACAAGUCCUGAUAGCUGGCGAGCUUUUCGUGUCCAGAGACUAGAUGAUGUAAGAGAAGUGAGUGAAAGCACUCCUGUGAAAACAUUGCCUUCAAAUACUACACCUUCCAUCUCAGAUUCAAAGGCCAGUUGGUUUGAUGGGUUCGACGAUGAUGAUGAUGACGACGAAGAUAUGGAUCUGGAAGCUCUUGGUAGAGCUCUUUUAGAAGCUGGAACGUCCUUGAAUUCCGUUUCCAAGAAAGAAUGCCGGAACAAGCGGUCAGGGACAGUUCAAAAUUAUCUUCCUUCGACUCCAGGAACCAGACUGGUUGACAAGGAAAGUCCAGUGGCUCCUUGCUUUUACAUGUAUACUCAGGAGCAUAAACCUGCAAAUGCUGUUGUCUCUCUAUCUUCGAAUUACUCUUCACUUUCCAUCAAGGAGAAGCAAAAUGCUGAUGGUGGUGAUGAUGAUAGCGAUAAAGAAACAUGGGCACCCGAAGCUUACGAGUAUGAUGCAGCUUUAAAUGCCGACAGAACUUACCUCAAGUUCAAGAAGCAAUUGGAUGCAAACCCAGAGCAGUGUUUCAGGUACUCCUAUGGAGGAAAGGCACUUGUCGCUACCCAAGAGGUAGCGGAUGUCAGCGGAUGCAAGCUUUGUUGUGGUUCAAGAUUUUAUGAGAUGCAGCUGAUGCCAACGGUAAUCUAUUUUCUGCAAGAAGCUGCUGAUGACCAGCUAAGACAUGCAUUAGAGAACUGGGAUUGGUUGACUCUACUUGUCUAUACGUGUGCCAAGAGCUGUUCAAACUCGAAUUCUUGCGUCGUCGUCAACGGAUGGAUUGUGGCGGAAGAAAGCGUUGUCCUUCAGUCCGAGAACACAAAGGUGAUAUCUCAACUUAGCCAGUUCCAAUGAUUUGGGCAGCAUUCGUAUUCAAUAGAAUCCCAUCCCAGGCACACUUUUUGUUUUCUGCUAUGCAUCAUUCUGUAUAAAAAAGGAUUUUAGAUCUAAUCAAACUGUAUACCAGGUUGAGUUUUUAUAGAAUCCUUAUUUUCAUAACUAUUCUGUCUUAUUGGAUUACUGGUUAUUUUUGCCCUUAACAAGUGAUCACCAAAACAACUGAAAUAGAGUUCUCAAUUGAUAUCAAUGGAUUGCCGGUGAUUAAUAAUAUUCUGUUAGGGUUUUGAUGGAGAUGAACAGAGGUGACAUUUUUCUUACAAAUUGAAAGCAAUAUUAUGGUUAUUUGGUAAAAAAAAUAUAAGUCUUAUGAUCAUUUUGUACAAAGGGCAAAGCCGUGGUUGUCACGUCGGCCGGCGUACCACUGGUUGAAUCUGGUUCAACUUGUACCGGUCAUAAAACGGUAUGACUGGC
Molecule: messenger RNA, 3552 nt
Organism: Linum trigynum
Lineage: Eukaryota; Viridiplantae; Streptophyta; Magnoliopsida; Malpighiales; Linaceae
Source: the annotation of a GenBank genome assembly